Molecule: messenger RNA, 3071 nt
Organism: Fukomys damarensis (Damara mole-rat)
Lineage: Eukaryota; Metazoa; Chordata; Mammalia; Rodentia; Bathyergidae
Gene: Ankrd13c
Product: ankyrin repeat domain 13C
Exons: 14
Coding region: 192-1361 (389 amino acids)
Cellular component (GO): cytoplasm
Source: RefSeq, a predicted model, not a curated record
CCCAGCCCCCGGCCCUUCUCGCCGGCACCGGACCCAUCGCCGUCGUUUCGGCCGGGGGUAGCUGCCCCGCGCACUACCCGGUGCACGAGUGCGUCUUCAAGGGGGAUGUGCGAAGAUUGUCCUCCCUCAUCCGCACGCACAACAUCGGGCAGAAGGAUAAUCACGGAAACACUCCUUUACAUCUUGCUGUGAUGUUAGGAAAUAAAGAAUGUGCCCACUUGCUUCUGGCUCACAAUGCUCCAGUGAAGGUGAAAAAUGCUCAGGGAUGGAGCCCUCUGGCGGAAGCUAUCAGCUAUGGAGACAGGCAGAUGAUUACAGCUCUUUUAAGGAAGCUUAAGCAGCAAUCCAGGGAAAGUGUUGAAGAAAAGCGACCUCGAUUAUUAAAAGCUCUGAAAGAGCUAGGUGACUUUUAUCUAGAACUUCACUGGGAUUUUCAAAGCUGGGUGCCUUUACUUUCCCGAAUUCUGCCUUCUGAUGCAUGUAAAAUAUACAAACAAGGUAUCAAUAUCAGGCUCAACACGACUCUCAUAGACUUCACUGACAUGAAGUGCCAACGAGGGGAUUUAAGCUUCAUUUUCAACGGGGAUGCGGCACCCUCUGAAUCUUUUGUAGUGUUAGACAAUGAACAGAAAGUUUAUCAGCGAAUACAUCAUGAGGAGUCAGAGAUGGAAACAGAAGAAGAGGUUGACAUUUUAAUGAGCAGCGAUAUUUACUCUGCAACUUUAUCAACCAAAUCCAUUUCUUUCACACGUGCCCAAACUGGAUGGCUUUUUCGGGAAGAUAAAACAGAAAGAGUAGGAAACUUUUUGGCGGACUUUUACCUGGUGAAUGGACUUGUUUUAGAGUCAAGGAAAAGAAGAGAACAUCUCAGUGAAGAAGAUAUUCUUCGAAAUAAGGCCAUGAUGGAGAGUUUGAGCAAAGGUGGAAACAUAAUGGAGCAGAAUUUUGAGCCGGUUCGCAGGCAGUCCCUCACACCCCCCCCUCAGAACACCAUCACGUGGGAAGAGUACAUCUCCGCCGAGAACGGAAAAGCUCCUCAUCUGGGUCGAGAACUGGUGUGCAAAGAGAGUAAGAAAACAUUCAAAGCCACCAUAGCCAUGAGCCAGGAGUUCCCCCUAGGAAUCGAGUCAUUGUUGAAUGUUUUAGAAGUAAUAGCUCCCUUCAAGCACUUUAACAAGCUUAGAGAAUUUGUUCAGAUGAAGCUUCCUCCAGGCUUUCCUGUAAAAUUAGAUAUCCCCGUGUUCCCCACCAUCACAGCCACUGUGACUUUUCAGGAGUUUCGCUAUGAUGAGUUUGAUGGCGCCAUCUUUACCAUCCCUGAAGACUACAAGGAAGACCCAAGCCGGUUUCCUGACCUUUAACCGACAAGGAAAAUGCUGUCAUGUAACCGAGAAAGGGAUGCAGACCCCAGAGCGAAUCCAGACAGAAGGGACAAAUGCUUUCAGUACAAAGGACUUGCCACUGAACCGCCGCGUCUGGGCCUCUAGUAAGCAUUUCAGCAAGUUUCCUAAUGUGCCAUUUUCGGUCUUUUUAGAAUCUCACUGUAAUAGUUGACACUGUACUGACCCCAAGACCUUUGUAUGUAAAGCAGCUAUCAGUGCUGUGAUUUGUUUUUAAAAAUUUUCACACUUGUUGUUGAAAUAUAUAUGCAUAUAAAUAUAUCUGUAUCUAUAUCUAAUCUAACACUCCUGGACCAUUAACGUAAAGUCAGUGUCUUAAGAGAGAUGAAGCCCUUUUAAACGUGUCACCUUAUAGUCAAGGUGACAUUUAUAAAUACUCCUUUGAGCUUUGUUUUCAUAAAGUGUAAACUAUGUAACAUCAUGUAUAGAGUAAUUUGAAUGUGUUCGAUAUAAUGAACUAGAAGGAAUGCGAUUUCCUGUAGACGGAUGAACCAAACGGUGACCAUUAGCAGUUGCAUGUCCAUGUGGCAGUACCUUUCCGAGGGAGCGCGCACUCUGCAGGGGACAAGGUACCUCCUCUAGCACCUGAGUGCAACUCAUUGUGGUGCUAUUUGUUUUUACCUGAAUUCUUUCUCCAGCGGAAAAUGUUUGGUACUAAUCUUCCUUUUGCAGAACCUCUUUUCUUUUUUCUCUCCUUUUUCUAAACUUGUGUUGAAGAGUCCUUGUUACGUUCACAGGGUAUGGCGUGCUCAGAGGUCGUCCUCUUCCAAAUCUCGGCACUUUAAACAAACUCCAAAUUUUUGAACUUGCUUCCUAAUAAUGAGUGUACACGUCUGAUGAGUUGAAGUGGAAUAAGGAUAUGUUCUUCCUAAAACAAAACCUAUUUUGGACAACCCUACAUAUGUAACAUGUCCACCACGGGGCUGUAAUUCAUGUGUCUCGCUGCCGGUCCAUACACGACUGUCCCCUCGGUGGCUUCUAAUCGUAUUACUAGAAAGACAGAUAAAAGUGCUUACACCUGUUUGUGCCACCAGUGGGACAAGCUGCCCGUGGGACAGUCUGGCGGGAACACGUGGAUUCUUUCCGAGUAAGAUGCACAUUUUCUAUACUGACAGAAUGAAUAUAUUUGUUACAAGCUAAGGUUCAGAUACAUAUACAAGAUGGGGGAUUCCUAUUUUUUUUUAAGGCACAGGAAAAUACUGACUUAUUUCCAAAGUGUUAAAAUCAUGCACUACUCAUUUUUGCACUUAAAAUUUUUGAUAUUCCAAGCUGGUUUGAAGGUCCAAGAAUGAAAAUAAAUUAGGGAGAAUAAUGUGUAACGGUCAUCAAGUGUCAUGUAUUAACGAGCUUAGCUAAAUGUUUUUAAAUUUGUCCCAAUGAAUUUGUUUGCCACUGUCAAGUGUUUAGUGACUGUUUAGAUACCUUCAAAAGCAGAGAAUUUGAAAUGAGUUUAGAGACCUUUAUUGAAGAGAUGAUUUAUUGAAAAAUCCAAAGCAUCAACCAUAAAAAUUUUAUAAUAAACAUCUUUUUCUCUUUUUAUUAGUAUAUGUUUGCUGUACAUAAUCAAAUUCAUCUUGGGGAAUUGGUGAAUUAUCCUGCAUCUCGCUCGUUUCUCCUUCCCUCCCUGCCCAGUCCUUUCUCCGCCCAGACCCCUUCCUGUCCCGGGUGUGU